Molecule: messenger RNA, 813 nt
Organism: Lichtheimia ornata
Lineage: Eukaryota; Fungi; Mucoromycota; Mucoromycetes; Mucorales; Lichtheimiaceae
Exons: 3
Coding region: 1-813 (270 amino acids)
Molecular function (GO): zinc ion binding
Source: RefSeq, a predicted model, not a curated record
AUGAACAGCACACACAAGCAACAACAACAACCACAACACCUCUUUAAACAAAAGCUGACAUGGCUUCUUCGAAAACGGCGGAAACGGUCUGAUAGUGGUCAUCAUACAACGAAUUGGUCGAUUACUUUGAAACCCACCGUUUCAUCCGCCGCUGUCAUGGAUGGGGAGGAAGAAGAAAAUGAUAAUGUGAUUUCACAACAACAGCAACAACCAAUACCACCACCUACACCUCCUGCUAUUCAUCAUCAUCAACCAUGUUAUCCCCGAUCCAUUGCAUCCUCUAUUACGUCCUCCUCUUCUUCUUCUUCAAUUCAUAGUCGUCGACGAUCUUUAUCCUUGCGAUCCGCAUGCUCGGGCAUCUCUAAUUUGUCGGCACGAGUACAGCAUUUCCAUAUCGGCACACCGGCAUCCUAUUUUCCUAAACCAGAGUCCAUGGCCUCAUUGCCACGAUCGCAACAACAACGGCCAUCGUCGCAAUGUGAAGCGCACUUGACUGUUCCGAGUAUUCGGAGUACGACCAGUGAGACGACAACAACUCGGUCUUGGCGACGACGUAGGGAACGACUUCUCUUGGCUAUUGAUCAGCAGAGCCUGCCCGAUUUCGAAACACAGGCGUUUUGUAGCACAUGCGAAAAAUAUGUACAAUCUCGUAUUCGAUAUCGAACAGGUGCCCUAACAUGGCUCAUUGCUUUCAUCCUGUUUUUGUGUACAGUAUUCCUAUUCUGGGUCCCUUUCUAUGUCAAGUAUUUCAAAGAUGUGGUCCAUUAUUGCCCUGCAUGUAGCAGUAAACUUGGAACCCACCUUAAGCUAUGA